AAUUUUAAAUAAAAUAAAUGCUUGUGGAAUUGAACUGAUUCCAAAGCUCGUGUGCUUUUCCUUUAUAUUACAUUGCCUCUAAAUUUCAUUUCCCUCUCACCCCAGCUCUUAGCACAGUGCUCUGCACACAACAGGUGCUUUAAAAAAGUUUGUUGAAUUAAUGAAUAAAUGGUAUUCAAUGAACGAAGAGACUGGUUUAUGUUGGGGGAGAAAUUGAGAAAAAUUAAAAAUCUUUUUUUUUAAGCAGAAAAAUACAGGAGUGAUUUUGCCUCAUUCCUCCUCUCGCCCCGCCCCCACUUCUCUUUGCCACUUACGUCUCUCUAACCAUGAAAACCCCAACUAUUUCCAGUACGGUGUAUCCUGGGUCCCAUCAACAUACUCCAGUAUAGAAGGGUACUCGGACGGUCCUAGCUUAUAGACCAGGCAAAUCUAGUAGAGAACUAGCUUCCCCAUCCAAAAGGCUUACCAGACAACUAUAGAAAUGCUAAACAGUAACAGAUCUCAGAGCGGGAAAACAAUGUGGCAUUAAUUGUUUGUGUUCUUCAAGGUCCCUGCCUGAGACCAUGCCCCCUCCCUACUCCUCCUUCCAGCCUCUCCCGGCUGCUGGCUUCCUUUUAAACUCGACUCUCCCAGAUGCCAAGAAAAGGUGAAUGAGGAAGGGGGUGGGGGAGAGCAAACUAUUACUCCCCCUAAGAAACUAGGAUCCGCCAGCUAAUAGAAGCGGAGAGGAGGGAGGGCAGACAUGGAGAGAAAGAAGAAAGUGGGGUCCCAUUGGCUGGAAGGGGGUGUGACGAAGGGAAGGGGGCGGAGAUUUCCCGGAGGGGUGCGGGAGGUGGGGGGAAAGAACGAGGAGGAGUGGGAGGGGAAAGCAACCCCUGUUCAGUUUCUGGUGCUGUGCUUCAGGGCCCCCUGAGAGUGGGACAGGAUCCCAGAGACCGAGGUACUAGGCCGGCCUCUUUCCUUGCUCUGUUGGCUGGCGGGAGGAAUUGAUCGCCAGCUGGACGCCCCCUCCCCCUCUUCUGCCUCGCUGCCACCCCUCCUGCGGCUGGAAUCCAGCUCUUGCAUUUCAACUGUUGGGUUUAGCUCUUGGGGACUUUUUUGUGUUUGUAUAUUUCUUCCUCAUUUUCCUUUGUUACUCCGAAAACCCUUCCAGACUGGAGGGAGGGACGACUCGGUUCUCAUGGAAGGCAGCUGCCGCUAAGUACCCCCUCCUCAAAUCUGAAAGUACUCGAGGAAAAAAAAAAAGGCUCCCCCUACUCCCCGCUCCGAUCCGUUGCCUGCUUUCUCUCCGCUGUAGCCAGUUGCUACAGCUCGGGCUUCAUUGAUGCUAAACGGAUGUGCCUGCGGCCUGGGACUGAUCUACAACAACAGAUCGUGCACAAUGCCCCCCAUCAGUUUCCAGGACCUUCCCCUCAACAUCUACAUGGUCAUCUUUGGCACAGGCAUCUUUGUCUUUGUGCUCAGCCUCAUCUUCUGCUGCUACUUCAUCAGCAAACUCAGGCACCAGGCACAGAGUGAGCGGUAUGGAUAUAAAGAGGUGGUGCUAAAAGGUGAUGCCAAAAAGUUACAUUUAUAUGGGACUUGUGCUGUCUGCCUAGAAGACUUCAAGGGGAAGGAUGAGCUUGGUGUGCUACCUUGUCAACACGCUUUCCACAGGAAGUGUCUGGUGAAGUGGCUGGAAGUCCGUUGCGUCUGCCCCAUGUGCAAUAAACCCAUCGCUGGCCCCCCAGAGGCCACUCAGAGUAUUGGCACCCUCCUGGAUGAACUGGUCUGAAUACCACCUUUUCCCUAGGACUCGGACACUUAAAUGCCAAGUGCCUGCCUGGUCGAUUCUUAAACUGCAUAGCCCACAGUGUGGCAGGUGCUCCUUGGAGGCUAUCCCUUUGGCUAGAAAGAGAACAGGCAAGCUGGUCCUUGCCCUUCCUUAAGAGGGGGUGAAGUCCAGAGUCUCCUUCUCCUCUUCUCUCCCCUCUCCAGUACUCUGACAUCUCCUUCCCUACUCCUCUGCCUUGUUGGUGUCACUCACAGGUCAGGGCUGCUGUGGUACUGGACCUUCUGCUUUGUCCCUUGCUGUAGAGAAAUUAGUCAUCUCCUGACACAAUGAAAGGUAUAGGUCUGAGCUAAAAAGGACUAGGGGUCAUCAGGGAAAUCAAGGCCUAUUACUGUUCAGGGUGACCAGGACUGGGCAAGUCACUUACCCCACCCAGGCAAGAACUUCUUCAUUAGAUUCUCACAGUUGCUCCCUGAUGUGUGUAUGGGGAAGGAAGACAGAAAGAAGCAAUGAGGAGGAAGGGAUAAGUCAGGCCCUGUCCCCUCAUUGUUAAUUCUCCCUCCCCCUUUCCCCACCUACCUUCAAGCAGGUGUCUGGAUGAAAGAAGGGAUAGAAGGAGUAAGGCCCAGGUUGGGAGGCAGGGAUGGGGGGUAGUAGAUAACAGAGGAGUUCUGCCUAUGGCAGAGAUGGUGGAGGGCCAGUAGGCCACCUCCAUACUUUUUAAAAAAAAAUUAAUGUUUACAUUGGACCUUCAGAAACAGCAGCUGGCUAGCUGAACUGACAAAAUGUAGGAGCAAGCACCCUGCCCAGAGCUGGGAUCUGUGGUGCCACCAGCUUCUUAACCUGCCCUUUUCCUACUUCCUUUAGUUACUGCUAGAGCUCCUCUUCCCACCCUCCUGGGUCCUGAAGGGUUCGGUGCAUCUCCCCACAGAAGAUGCAUUCCCUACAACUAGGGUGAUUUCCCUGGGGACAGAUGAAAGUUGGUGUUUCCUGAAAGGAGAAAGGGGGGACAGGGGUACAGUGCUGAGCAGGAGAGGAGUCUAGAAACCUUGGUGGGACCAGAUGCCCUUUUCUUCUUUGUAAAUAGUAUUUUUAUACCUUAGUCUCCUCACCGUCUCAGGCUUUGUACAUGGGACACUUGGGGAGUCCCAUUUCUCCCCAUAGUGGG
This is a messenger RNA of Phascolarctos cinereus (koala), 2939 nucleotides long. It is a transcript of the gene RNF122, whose product is annotated as ring finger protein 122. The record is from RefSeq and is a predicted model, not a curated record. Gene Ontology annotation, biological process: ubiquitin-dependent protein catabolic process. Gene Ontology annotation, molecular function: ubiquitin protein ligase activity. Gene Ontology annotation, cellular component: nucleus. Lineage: Eukaryota; Metazoa; Chordata; Mammalia; Diprotodontia; Phascolarctidae.